AUGUUCAUGACUUUGCGCUGCGGGCGCGAUGAUGGCGACGGCAUCCAAUAUCUGGAGACGAGCAAUCGACCGGCUCGGCACGACAAGAGCCUAUCGACCUCGGCUUGCGUCACUUGUCGUCAAAAGAAGCUCGGAUGUAGUCGUGAGAAAACAGGUUGUCGACGGUGUCAGAGCCAAAAGUUGAAAUGCGUAUAUACGACAUCGGAGAAGAUGCGGGGCAAGAAGUCUCAACGGCAAUCACAGCAAACAAACGUGGAGGUUAACGAUGAGCCAUUCCCGGACAUGGAACUCGUCCCUGCUCCAGUGCAAGAGGAUGAAAUGGAUAUCUCAGAGCAUUCGUUGAGUUCCGCGGGACCUCAGCGACCGUCAGCAGCAGGGGCUCUGCCCAACUUUGAGCAAUUGGAUGGGGUGUAUGUGAGCAGCGGUCAACCAGAGCAACUGGGCUUCUUGGGGGCUAAUCAAGCCAGUGCCACCAAGUCAAGCACAUCUUCCGCAACUGAUCAUGCGGCGAUCGUAGCGUCGGGGCCUCCGCGAUCAGAAGGACCCGAGUUAGAGUUGUCAGACGGAACCUUGCCGAGUUUCGAAAUGUCUUCCUCAGACGAGUAUUCGUCAACAUUGAGCGACGACUUCUUCACAGAAUUGUUGGAACCGUUUAGCGUUAACGAGGAGGAAUUAUCCAGUUCCCAUGGAGCAGGAAAUCAAUUCAGCUUCAACGACCUUGAUCCACUUCCCGCGCAUUUCUCCUCCCUAGAUCCCACCAUGAACCCUCACUCCAUGAUCCACGACGGCUCUGCUCAAGAAUGCUCCAUAAAUUCGCUUAACAGGGGUUCUCCGCAGGGAGCCAUGGAUCUGACCGCUACAAACAACUGUGAAUGCACAGGAACUGCGCUGCGCAUCCUGGAAAUGGUAGUGGUGCCAGUGAAGGGAUCAGAUUGGAGUUCAACGGAGCAAAAGCUAUACUACUUGAAGCGUAACAUCACUCAGUGUAUUGCACUGUCCGGAUGUGAUAGCUGUACACAGGAUUCAGGAUAUGCUAUGUUGGUGCUGGUUGUAUACGAAAAGAUUAUGAUUACCCUCGAAGAGGUGGUCAGUUGGUGGAAAAGACACCUAGAUAACCCUGUGCGAGUGGCAAACAGUGACUCUAAGCGUGGCAGGGGCUUUCCCCAUGAACUGCGCAAAUCGGUACACCUGCGCACUGGCAUUGGGGCACAGCAGCCGCACAUGUCAAUUGGGCCUUAUCAGAUUGACACGAUGGAAGAACACUCCAAUGUGCUGGGGACACUGAUUCUACUGCAGCUCCGUCGCGUGGUGCCUCUUGUGAUGACCAUGAAGCGCUGUAUCACGAGUGCCAAGUGGGAGGCGCAUUUAGAGCUGUUGAAGAUACUGAACUAUAGGAUCAGGCAGCUCCAAGCGACCCUGCAAGGGUGA
Molecule: messenger RNA, 1428 nt
Organism: Aspergillus pseudotamarii
Lineage: Eukaryota; Fungi; Ascomycota; Eurotiomycetes; Eurotiales; Aspergillaceae
Product: Zn(II)2Cys6 transcription factor domain-containing protein
Exons: 3
Coding region: 1-1428 (475 amino acids)
Biological process (GO): regulation of DNA-templated transcription
Molecular function (GO): zinc ion binding; DNA-binding transcription factor activity, RNA polymerase II-specific
Source: RefSeq, a predicted model, not a curated record